This is a messenger RNA of Caenorhabditis remanei, 1473 nucleotides long. RefSeq lists its product as uncharacterized. Gene Ontology annotation, biological process: regulation of proteasomal protein catabolic process; proteasome-mediated ubiquitin-dependent protein catabolic process; protein deubiquitination. Lineage: Eukaryota; Metazoa; Nematoda; Chromadorea; Rhabditida; Rhabditidae. The record is from RefSeq and is a predicted model, not a curated record. The coding region runs from base 1 to 1473 and encodes 490 amino acids. Gene Ontology annotation, molecular function: proteasome binding; protein binding; cysteine-type deubiquitinase activity. The transcript is spliced from 4 exons.
AUGCCAAUUGUAAACGUCAAGUGGCAAAAGGAGAAGUAUGUCGUCGAAGUCGACACCUCAGCUCCACCAAUGGUGUUCAAAGCUCAGUUGUUCGCUUUGACACAAGUCGUUCCCGAAAGACAAAAAGUCGUGAUUAUGGGACGGACAUUGGGAGAUGACGAAUGGGAAGGGAUCAAUGUGAAGGAGAAUAUGAUGAUUAUGAUGAUGGGAUCUGUUGGCGAAAUUCCAAAGGCUCCAGUCGUUGUCGAGGGGCAAGCGCAGAGCUCCAAUCAACCAACCGAAGAGACAAACACUCUCUACCCAUGUGGACUCUCCAAUCUCGGAAACACCUGCUACUUCAACUCUUGCGUGCAAGUGCUGAAAGAGCUCGACGAGUUGGUGUUGAAACCAUCCGAUGAAAUCAAAAUUCGUGAGCAGAACGAUCGUCUCUGCCAUAAUCUUUCCACUUUGCUCACUCAGCUUCGUGAUAAGGACAGAGCUCUCCGAAGCCAGGGAGAUCCAAUCAAACCGUUCACUUCGGUCAUUAGUCUCUCGGAAGCCUUCCCACAGUUCGAAAAAUUCAAGCAACAAGAUGCCAACGAGUGCUUCGUCGCCAUUUUGAACAACAUUACCAGAAAUUACGGCCGUGCUGGAUUCCCAAUCGAAAAACUUUUCAAAAUUCAGACAGAAACCACAUCGAAAUGUCUCGAAACAGAAGAAGUAGCCGAUGUGAAGACUGAAAGUUUGAAUCAGCUCACUUGUUACGUGAAUCAAGACGUCCGGUUCUUGCAAACUGGAGUCAAGGCUGGUUUCGAGCAAGAUGUUGAGAGAAACAGUGCUCAAUUGGCUCGUGAUGCCAAAUGGCACAAUCACACUCAAAUCUCUCGUCUUCCAAAGUAUUUGACUGUGAAUAUCAACAGAUUCUUCUUCAAAGAGUCCUCGAAAACUAACGCAAAGAUUCUGAAGUCGGUGCAAUUCCCGAUUGCUCUUGAUACUUACGACUUGUGCACCCAGGAGUUGAAGGAUAAACUUGUUGCUCGACGAGGUGAUAUCAAGUUGGAAGAAGAUGCCAAAUUGGAGAGAGAAUUGAGAAAAAAGAUGUUGGAUAAGGAGCAGGGUGACAAGAUUUUCGAUGAUGGAGUUGCGCUGCCAACCGAGUUUGAAAAUGAUCCUGGAUCAAACAACUCUGGAUUCUAUGAGCUUAAGGGUAUUAUCACCCACAAAGGACGUUCCUCCCAAGACGGUCACUACGUCGCUUGGAUCCGCUCCACUGAAGACAACAAAUGGCGGCUGUUCGAUGACGAGCAUGUCACCAUCGUCGACGAGGAGGCUGUUCUGAAGACAUCCGGAGGAGGAGACUGGCACAGUGCCUACGUUCUGAUAUACGAGGCUCGUGUCAUCAAGCAAUUCCCACAAUUGCCACCAGCACCAGUUGUCUCUGCUGAAGCUGAAAAUACUGCCGAUGAGCCAAUGGAAGUGUCAUCGAAACCAUAA